This is a messenger RNA of Fraxinus pennsylvanica, 465 nucleotides long. NCBI's taxonomy places the organism in Eukaryota, Viridiplantae, Streptophyta, Magnoliopsida, Lamiales, Oleaceae. The record is from the annotation of a GenBank genome assembly.
AUGGUUCAUCUUGGUGUUGCAGCUCUGAGGAAUCUUGCUUUAGGCAUCAAGAAUGUGCAGGAUUUUGACUUUGUUGAUGCACCCAGUGUCAGAGCGAAAGAGAUGACCAUCAGAAAUAUUCAAUUAGGAGCUGUUGUAGUGAGAGAUGAUGUUCAUGAAUUAAUGAAAGAGGGUUGGGAUUUAGUCAAGUUGGGUAUUGAACCUCAUCUUAGUAAAAUUACCCUUAAAUGCUUCCACGAGCGCCUAGGUAUGGAGUGCCUUGCUCUUGGCGCAGUUAUGGGAAAUUCUAGUAGCAUAUUCUGCAGAGUUGGUACAGUGGAAGAGACAUUGCAAUCUGAUUGCUUUAAGGUGCAAUUUUGCAGCAAAAUGGGGAUCUCUUCACUUUGCUGUUUGUUUAUAAAGAGUGGGAGGCUUUGCCUUGGGAAAGGAAAAAUACCCAGUGCUGGGAAAAUAGCAUUAAUGUGA